Molecule: messenger RNA, 1330 nt
Organism: Amoebophrya sp. A25
Lineage: Eukaryota; Dinophyceae; Syndiniales; Amoebophryaceae
Source: the annotation of a GenBank genome assembly
CUCGUGUUGUCCGGGGCACGUGGGCUUUUGCUUGCUUGCGGCUUGUGGUGAUCAUGGAUAUAAGGCCGCGCUAGACGGCGUGCAGGAAUAGCAGACGUAGCAGUAGGGUAGAACGUCAGCGAAGCAGCUGAAUUUCAGAGACUCUGCCUUGGUAGGGCAACGCCAUACGCUGUCGAACGCGCGGCUCACACGUACAGCAAAAGAAUGGCAAUGCCGCCAGUGAGUAGCAGUGGGGGCGCGAUAACGCCGCCAACCCUGUCGCUGCGGCUGUCUUCCGAUUUGAACAGUCGAGGGAGCAAGCGUGUACUAGAAGUCGUUCCAUUCGAUCGAGGGUUCCUUGUAGCUUUGGGCAACGGCGAGCAACUAGUGCGGUCUUCAGCGAGUUCGGUAGGAGUCGAAGACGUGCAAUGGCGGGUGGCAGGUGCCGCCGGUGCGGCUGCGGUGACAAGCAACGGCCUGCUCCCCGGAGGCGAGAAAAUCCGGAAGCUUUUUGCGUCCGACUGCCAGCGGCACUGUAUUGUUCAGACGCAGUUUCUGAAUUACUACCACUUGACCAGCGCGACAGGUUCCGGCGGAGGUGGUUUGGGUGGUGCAACUACAAUAGCAUUGGAACUGAAAGCAUUGAGGAAUCUGGCAAUAACUUGCGUCGGCUGGUUCGACGUGCCCUUUGCUGGUAGCACCGAGAUUUCCGCCUGUCACGCCUUCGCUGGUACUGAAACGGGACUUAUGUACCAAAUCUCAUGCGUGCACGAUUCACAGCGCAUGCAGGUGCGUCAAGCGCUAGAGACGCCGGUGAAAGGCAAGCCGAUUCUCGACUUGCGGGUGCGCUUUGCGCUGUCUUCCUCGGCAUCCACUACCGACGCUUCCCAGCAGCCACCGGGAGAGCCGCUGGCAGCUACCAGCGGCAACGCCGCAUAUGCUAGCAACACUUUGGUGCGGUACACCCUCCUGGCGGCGACGGAUAAAAGACUGCUGUUGUACACUAAUGUAAACGCGCUCAUCCUGGACAAAACGUUCGCCAAGAGCUUUGAUCGACAUUUCUUGGCAUUUUUCGACGCUGUGGAGAAAACCUCCAAAGAAUUGCCGGUCGAGACGUCGUACAGCCGCAUCUACCACCUCCCCGCAGUGGCGAGUUCUUCAGAGAACUCGGCGAUUCAGCGCGCGUCGCGCGCGUCCGCAGAGCAAGACGCCCGUGGGGCAAGAAACAGUGUUCAAGAGCUCGAAAAUUCCCUUUAUGCGCAUGACGCCGUUGCGUGGGUUUCGGAUGCGGGCGUCACGGCAUUACCGUUAGAGGACCUCAGACGCCACUUUUUACUGCCUUAUUCAAACG